This is a messenger RNA of Paralichthys olivaceus (Japanese flounder), 889 nucleotides long. The record is from RefSeq and is a predicted model, not a curated record. NCBI's taxonomy places the organism in Eukaryota, Metazoa, Chordata, Actinopteri, Pleuronectiformes, Paralichthyidae.
GGUUGGGACCGAAACCAUCAGUAGGUGACUGACUCCGGGAGAUGGCAGUAAUGCAACCAAGUGGAUGUCAGCGGCUGAAACUUCUCUGAAGAAGAAGACGCAACAACACCACCAGCAGCAGCAGUAGAAGGAUAGCUAGUGCUACUCGGUCUUCGGAAAUAUCGCCUUUUUCCUUCGUGCUUGUGUGACUUCGGAUGUAUAUGGAUCAACGUGUGUGAUACAAUGGAGACCAGCAAUCAUGCCACAGCCCAGAAUGAUGCUGGUGGUGACUGGAGAUGAUUUUGGUUACUGUCCCAGGAGGAACCAGGGAAUUGUGGACUGUUACAAGGCUGGAGGCAUUUCCAAUGUGUCACUGCUGGUUAACGCCACUGCUGCAAAAGAGGCAGCUGAUCUGGCUAAAAGACACAACAUACCCAUGGGCCUCCAUGCUAACCUGUCAGAGGGCAUUCCAGUGUGUCAGAGUGUCCAGCAGGCCUCCACUCUGAUAAACCACCAUGGCUUCUUUCAUGGGAAGAUGGGCUUUCGUCAGGCCCUGGAGAGAGGUCAGCUCAGCAUGAAACAGGUGGAGCUGGAAUUAAGUGCCCAGGUCAGGCUAUUCAGGGAACUGACAGGUCACCUGCCACAUCACAUGGACGGACACCAGCAUAUCCAUGUACUGCCAGAAGUGCGUGAGGUGUUUGCACAGGUGCUAUCAGAUUUCAGGAUUCCCUACACACGUGUUCCAGUGGAGCAAGGUUUACACAGCUGCCCGUGGCUGCCAGUGCAACUCCAAAGAUUCUACACACAGGUGGAGAAGGACGCCUUGGACUCCAUCCCUGUGUUCACACGCUAUGGAAUCAGUCAUCACAAGCCAUACAGUCUGUGCCAAACAGGUGCAACAUCCACUUGA